Messenger RNA from Aureobasidium subglaciale EXF-2481, 1879 nucleotides. RefSeq lists its product as uncharacterized. Gene Ontology annotation, biological process: monosaccharide transmembrane transport. Gene Ontology annotation, cellular component: membrane. Gene Ontology annotation, molecular function: hexose transmembrane transporter activity. NCBI's taxonomy places the organism in Eukaryota, Fungi, Ascomycota, Dothideomycetes, Dothideales, Saccotheciaceae. Bases 225 to 1742 code for a protein of 505 amino acids. The record is from RefSeq and is a predicted model, not a curated record. The transcript has 2 exons.
ACAGCGAAAGACUCGGUUGGCAUAAAGAUGGUGUGGUUAGAGAAGGGCGGGCCUCUACGCGAAGACGCGGCUGUCACGGCCCGCAUGUGACAAGGGCGGCUCCAGCGUGCGGCUCCAGCAGGAGCAGGUCAUCCUGAUUCCUGACACUCUCCGACAGCAACGUCUUGCACGUCUCUAACACUGCAAGCGUCUUCUCUUUCUCGGACAACAGCAGUCUCUGCCAAAUGGAGUCCAAGUCGUGGUUCAAGGACCUCACGCCUUACUUUGUCUAUGUCCUCUUCAUCUCUACCAUCGGUCCUCUGCUGUUCGGUUUCCAUCUUUCGGAACUCAACGCGCCCCAGUCGAUCAUAACAUGUGAGAAGAAGUCCAUCUCGUCGGCCCUCGCUCCAAGCCUGCCACAAUGCAUCCCUAUGGACUCGACUCAGUUCGGCCUCGUCUCGUCCAUCUUCACUCUGGGAGGCCUUCUGGGUGCCCUUGGCGCAGGUCCUGUCUCAGCUCGCUACGGUCGCUACAAGUCCAUGCUCUUCAGCACCGUCCCCUUCAUCAUCGGGCCCGUCUUUGAAGCACUCGCUACCGAUAUACCCAUUCUGACCAUUGGUCGCUUUAUCAGCGGACUUGGUGCCGGGGCCUCGGUCGUUAUCGCACCCAUCUUCAUCUCAGAGAUCGCCCCUCCCAAAGAGAAGGGCUUCUUCGGUGCCUUUACCCAAAUCAUGAUCAACAUGGGCAUCUUCAUCGCACAGCUCCUUGGUCUCUUCCUGAGCAAAGGCUCACUGUGGCGCAUCAUCCUGGCUGUUGGUGGCGCUAUUGGCCUUGCUCAAGCUCUCGGACUUUUCAUCGGUGGACAAGAGAGUCCAAAAUGGCUUGCCGACCAUGGUAGCCAAAGACAAGCAAAACGCGUUCUGCGUAACUUGAGAGGCCAUGAAGCCAACAUAGAUGAAGAAGUCAAGGGCUGGGGCCUGGAGAGCUCGCAAGACAUGGAUAAUGAAGAAGACAGCCUCCUCUCCAACGAAGACCGCGUGCACCCCGGCGGCAUCGAACAAAGCGACCCCACUUCUGACGCUUCUGCAGGCAAGAAGAUCAAAGAAGCUGUCGAAGCUCUCGGUGCUCUUGCUGUCCUCAAGAACACAGACUCCCGUCCUGCUGUCAUUGCCGUCGUCGUCAUCAUGAUUGGCCAACAGCUAUGUGGAAUCAACUCGAUAGUUAUGUAUGGUGUCUCCUUGCUCUCUGACCUGCUCUCAGCGAAUGCCGCCUUGCUCAACGUCCUGGUGGCAAUCCUGAACAUUGUUGUGACCACGUCUUGCGCUCCCCUUACCGACAAGCUUGGCCGCAAAGUCUGCCUCCUUGUGAGCAUCUUCGGAAUGGGCGUCUCAUCUCUGCUACUAGGUAUCGGUAUCAUGAGACAUAUCCCUAUCCUCUCAGCAAUUACUGUCUUGACGUUCGUGGCGUCCUUUGGUCUCGGUUUGGGACCUGUGCCUUUCAUCCUAUCUUCGGAGCUUGUUGGACCUGAUGCCGUUGGGGCAACCCAGAGCUGGGCACUGGCGGCCAACUGGAUCGCUACCUUUGUGGUUGCGCAGUUCUUUCCCAUCGUCAACGAAAAGCUCGGUGGAGGCAAGGUUUACUUCAUCUUCGCCGCCUUUGCUGCCAUACUGGCUGCCUUCGUUUUCUGGGCGGUGCCUGAAACCAAAGGUAAAGCUGAUGCUGACGAAGUUUGGGGUCGCAAGACCAGUAGAUCUGUCGAUUGAGCGACUAGAACGAACAUAAUACUGAAUGAAAUGCUUCUUUCCUGUCUAAACUAUCGAAGAAGUCAUGUAUCAAUCAAAUGAACGUAGAGUAAGGUACGACGGGAAUGAUCGGCGAAACGUCAUCACGUUCUUGCUGC